AUGACUGAGCAUCGACUAGUGGACCCAGAAGUUUCAAGCGCGAAAAGAACAAAGACGAAUGACCUAGAUCCUUCAACGAACCCAUAUUUAGCCCAUUAUCACGAAGACAAGGAGUCUAGUAUGAAAGACAAGAAAGAUCUUUCGAAAUGGAAAAGAAAUAAAACCACAGCUAAGCAAGCCCGGCUUGCAGAAGAUGGCCCUAACAACCCUUUCAAUGAAAAGCCCCUGUCUCAAAAUUACUUCAACAUACUAAAGACCAGAAGGGAUCUUCCAGUCUACAAACAAAGACAAGAGUUUCUCACGAUGUAUCAAAAUUCCCAGAUCUUGGUUUUUGUUGGAGAGACUGGUUCGGGAAAGACUACACAGGUACCACAGUACGUCCUGUACGACGACCUUCCCCACCUCAACGGAAAAAUGGUUGCUUGUACACAACCUCGCAGGGUGGCUGCAAUGUCUGUAGCUCAGCGUGUAGCGGAUGAGAUGGAUGUCGAGCUUGGCGAAGAAGUUGGAUACAAUAUUCGAUUUGAAGAUGUUACUGGACCUAAAACCAUAUUGAAGUACAUGACGGACGGUAUGCUUCUACGGGAAGCUAUGAACGACCACGACUUGACGCGAUACAGCUGUAUCAUAAUUGAUGAAGCUCAUGAACGUACUCUUGCUACAGAUCUUCUUAUGGGCUUACUGAAGGAAAUUGCUGACAGACGACCUGGGCUAAAAAUAGUUAUUAUGUCGGCUACACUUGAUGCGCAAAAAUUUCAGAAAUAUUUCAACAAAGCACCGCUCCUAGCUGUACCCGGGAGAACCUAUCCAGUCGAAAUUUUCUACACUCCCGAACCAGAACGUGAUUAUGUUGAAGCCGCCCUUCGCACAGUUCUCCAAAUCCAUGCAACUGAGCCUGAAGGUGAUAUAUUGUUAUUCUUGACAGGAGAAGAAGAAAUAGAAGAUGCAUGCAGAAAGAUCUCAUUAGAAGCAGACGAAAUGGUCAGAGAAGCCGACGCUGGUCCUCUCAAAGUAUAUCCACUCUAUGGAUCUUUACCACCCCACCAGCAACAGAAGAUUUUUGAGCCUGCGCCCCCACCAAAUAGACCAGGGGCACGGCCUGGAAGAAAAGUUAUCGUUGGAACCAACAUCGCCGAGACCAGUUUGACAAUCGAUGGUAUUGUCUAUGUUGUUGACCCAGGUUUUAGCAAGCAGAAAGUCUACAAUCCUCGUAUCCGAGUGGAGUCGUUACUGAUCUCACCCAUUUCAAAGGCCUCUGCUCAGCAAAGAGCAGGUCGUGCAGGUCGUACCCGACCGGGUAAAUGUUUUAGACUUUACACCGAGCAUGCGUUCAAAACUGAACUAAUCGAUCAAACCCAUCCUGAAAUUCUUCGCUCAAAUCUUUCAAAUACAGUAUUGGAACUCAAAAAGCUUGGGAUCGUUGAUCUUGUGCAUUUUGAUUUUAUGGAUCCACCCGCACCCGAGACCCUAAUGAGGGCCCUCGAAGAACUGAACUACCUCGCAUGUCUUGAUGAUGAAGGAGAGCUAACAGCGCUUGGUCAGCUCGCUUCAGAAUUUCCACUUGAUCCAGCUCUUGCUGUAAUGCUGAUAAGUUCACCGGAGUUCUAUUGUUCCAAUGAGAUACUUUCUCUCACGGCCUUAUUAAGUGUUCCUCAGAUAUUUGUUCGUCCAGCUAGUGCUCGGAAACGUGCUGAUGACAUGAAAGCUUUGUUUACGCACCCAGACGGAGAUCACCUAACAAUGCUAAACGUAUACCAUGCAUUUAAGGGUGAAGAAGCACAGAGAAAUCCAAAGGAAUGGUGCCACAAACACUACCUAAGCUUGCGUGCUCUACAGUCUGCAGAUAGUGUAAGGGAACAAUUGAAGCGCAUUAUGACAAAAUCCGAGCUCGAACUCAUGAGCACCGAUUUUACUGAUAAAAACUAUUUUAAUAAUAUCCGUCGCGCAUUAGUAUCUGGGUUUUUCAUGCAGGUUGCGAAAAAAGAAACUUCGGGCAAGAGUUACAAGACUGUCAAAGACGAUCAAAGCGUAUUGUUGCACCCGAGCACUGGGCUCGGAGUGGACAGUGAAUGGGUACUCUAUAAUGAAUUCGUUCUAACAACGAAGAAUUAUGUAAGGACCGUCACUUCUGUCAGACCUGAAUGGUUAUUGGACAUUGCACCAAAUUAUUAUGAUCUUUCGUCCUUUCCUAACGGUGAUAUCAAGACUGCGUUGUGUAAAGUAUCCGAAAAAGUAAAAAGACGGCAAGCUAUGAAAGGGAAGCGAUAA
Molecule: messenger RNA, 2268 nt
Organism: Blumeria graminis f. sp. triticale
Lineage: Eukaryota; Fungi; Ascomycota; Leotiomycetes; Helotiales; Erysiphaceae
Source: the annotation of a GenBank genome assembly